This is a messenger RNA of Sclerotinia sclerotiorum 1980 UF-70, 1452 nucleotides long. RefSeq lists its product as hypothetical. The coding region runs from base 1 to 1452 and encodes 483 amino acids. The transcript is spliced from 3 exons. The record is from RefSeq and is a predicted model, not a curated record. NCBI's taxonomy places the organism in Eukaryota, Fungi, Ascomycota, Leotiomycetes, Helotiales, Sclerotiniaceae.
AUGUCUUCCAUGAACGGCAUGAACACAAAGCAAGAAGGCGAUAUCUCCAGCGUCUUCGUCUCACUCUCUGGAGCCAAAGCUACACCCCUCCCAGAACGUUUCGCCGAAAUCAAACGCAACCUUAUUCGCGGUCACGAACAAGCCGUUCAAGAUUCUUUCACUCGUCUCAUCAAUCGUCUCGCGGUUGAAAAUUCUAAGGUCGCACAAUUGGGUUCCAAGAUUAUUCCAAGUGUGACUUUCAAGGAUAUUGUCGAGGAGAGUGUGUCUGAGGAACAGUUGAAAGAUAUGAGAGACAAGGGUGUACUUGUUAUUAGGGGAGUUGUGGAUGAGAAGAUGGCGAGAGGUUACAAGGAGGAGGUCGAAAAUUAUGUUAAACUGAAUCCUAGUACAAAGGGCUUCCCAGCGAACGACCCCCAGGUCUUCGAACUAUACUGGUCACCACCACAAGUCAAGGCACGUGGUCACCCAAACAUGAUCACUGCUCAAAAGUUCCUCAUUAAUCUCUGGCAUUCCUCCGACCCUAACUCGCCAAUCUCAUUUUCUCAACCCGUUGUCUAUGCCGACCGCGUCCGCAUCCGUCAACCUGGUGAUGCUGUUUUUGCACUCGGUCCCCAUGCCGAUGGUGGAUCCGUUGAACGCUGGGAACCCAAUGGUUACGGUAUCAAGGGAGUUUACGAUUCCAUUUUCCAAGGAAAGUGGGAAGAAUUCGAUCCUUUUGAGUCUUCAUCCCGUGUUCCUGCUGUUAGUGAUCUCUACAAUGGUGGAGGUAGCUGUUCCAUGUUCCGCAUGUUCCAAGCUUGGCUCGGUAUGUCCCAUACUGCACCUGGUGAAGGCACGUUGAAGGUGAACCCUCUUAUUCAACUCACCACUGCGUACUUUUUGCUCCGACCCUUCUUUGAACCCAUCAAGGAAUUGCCCGAGGGAAAAGAAGAUCAAUACACGGCCGAAUUUCUCAGUCCUGAGAAUUGGAGAUUGAUCCCAAAUGAUAGAAUGACUACUGCUCUUCAUGGUGCUACGCCUAGUCAGGGACAAGAGAUGACUGAGAAAUUGCACCCACAUUUGGAUUUGAAGAAUACCAUGGUUCAUAUUCCAAAAAUCAACCCAGGUGAUUAUGUUGCUUGGCAUUGCGAUAUGAUUCACUCCGUAGACAAAACCCACGCCGGCAAAUCCGACAGUUCCGUCCUCUACAUCCCUGCUUGUCCACUCACCCCCAUCAACGCCGAAGCACUCGCCCGCCAACGCGAUACCUUCCUCGCUGGAGUCCCAGGUCCAGAUUUCCCAGGUGGAAAAGGUGAGAGUGAACAUAUUGGUCGACCGGGAUUCGAGGAACUCGAAGCAUGGACUGGUGAGGAGGGAUUGAGAGCAAUGGGAUUGAGUAAAUUUAUUGCAAGUGAGAAGGGAGCUGGUGUUGAAGAGGCUGUCAAGAUUGGAAAUGAUUAUUUGGGAUUUUAG